AUGUCCGGAAGCCACAUCAUCGGGAACCGCAACAGCACGCCUGAGUCGCACGGUGCCUCGUCCUUGCGACCGCCAUCCUCGAGGGCCGUCGGCACUGGGAGCUCAUUGCGUGCGUCCGCUGAUAUGGCUACUCUCGCCGGCUCAUCGCCUUCGAACCGCACUCGACCGUCGUCGGAUUUUUACGGUCAGUCCCGGCAGGUUCACGGGCAGGUUAGCAUGGACAACGAUUCUCAGGACAAACUCGCCCAGCAGUGGAUCGCCGACAUUGACCAGUAUGAGACAACUUUGGAAGAGAUGGCUGCUGCUACCUUGGACCAGGAUUUCAAAGACGAGCUCAGUGCUAUUGAACAGUGGUUUCGUGUCCUUAGUGAGGCCGAACGCACCGCGGCACUAUAUGCUCUGUUGCAACAAACCACCCAGGUCCAGAUUCGAUUUUUCAUUCAGGUCCUUCAGCAAAUGGGCAAAAGCCAUCCUAUGUCGGGUGUCCUGUCUCCGGCUAACUUUGACAAAGAUCCAAUGUCCAGCCGACUGAGUGACGCCAUGAACAAGCUAAGCGUGGAAUCGGCCCAUACCUCGUUCAACCGCAGCUCAGCUAUGGUGACGACGAAGCGGCAGUCAGGGCUUGACCCGUCAACCAUCAACGCCAUGUUCCCCGAUGCUGCGGCAGCCAUUGCUACGGAAAAAGCCAAGUUUACCCAGCAGACAGGCAACCCUCCCACUUCAAACCGAAACAGCACUUCCGUUGACCCACGUGUCUCCAUGUCAGGCCUCGCUGUUUCCAGCAGUCAAGAGGGCGGGAUGGCCAACUCGGCUUCUCCCUGGGGGCCCAGUGGUGAACCAGCCAAUGCUAUGGUGCCUGCUGCGCAGACACCGAUGGGUCAAUUUGUUCAGGCUCCCACGGCUGGCGGGCUCAGGUCCCCCCGACCCCAGAUAGGUGGCAACGCAACCCUUCAGAAUCCCUCUCUUACGGUAUCUGAAAAGAAACCGGCUGAUCUGCCACUUUUGUCUCCCUACAACAGCGGCAGUGGCAACUGGGCUUCCAUGGUCAAUACACCCAUGGCCCCCACAUUCGGCACAGGCAACCCCAGCGGAACCCAAGCUGAUAUGGUCGCCAAUGCCACGGCAAUGAAGCUUGCGGCGCUGUCCACGGUCAACAACCGCUUUGCUCUGGAUGACGUACGCAAAUACCGCCGAGCCCGGUCCAAUGACGCACCAGGAAGCGGUCAUAAUCAGACCCCCCCUCCCAUGCAGGGUAUGAAUCUACCUGGGACCAACGUUGUCAUGAUAAACGAGCAUGGCCAGGUGCUCAGCCGUGAUCAAGUUCUGGCGAUGCAAGCACAGCAGGCUGUUGGUCUUGGGAACCAGAGAUCCCGUCCAAGCUCCCCAGGCACCGCCAUGCCGCCAGGCAUGGGCAUGAUGUCCCACUUCACUUCACCCCAGCACAACGGGUAUCUCAGUGCAUACGACGGCUCCCCGGCACAUUUGAGCAGUGGCAUGCCGGCCGUGAGCAUGGGCCAAUUGGGAAUACCAAGCCACGAGGGAUAUCACUCGGACCAUUCGGACCUGGCACGUGGGCGGUCACCUCGAGGUCGGAGGGGCAGUUCUAAGCCACCCGAGGAUCCAACAGAUCCAACCCUCCUCCAAGACAUUCCCAGCUGGCUUCGAAGCCUGAGGCUACACAAGUACACGGACAAUCUGAAAGAUAUGAAGUGGACUGAUCUUAUUGAACUGAAUGACCAGGCUCUGGAGGACCGCGGGGUCAAUGCUCUCGGUGCUCGUCGAAAGAUGCUCAAGGUAUUUGAACAAGUUAAAGAAGCCAAGGCAGAGGGCAAGCUAGGAUAA
This is a messenger RNA of Drechmeria coniospora, 1842 nucleotides long. RefSeq names its product SAM domain-containing protein. The record is from RefSeq and is a predicted model, not a curated record. Gene Ontology annotation, molecular function: translation repressor activity; mRNA binding; protein binding. Gene Ontology annotation, cellular component: P-body. The transcript is spliced from 3 exons. Gene Ontology annotation, biological process: regulation of mRNA stability; nuclear-transcribed mRNA poly(A) tail shortening. NCBI's taxonomy places the organism in Eukaryota, Fungi, Ascomycota, Sordariomycetes, Hypocreales, Ophiocordycipitaceae. Bases 1 to 1842 code for a protein of 613 amino acids.